UGCAAAUUCACGUGUCACUGACAAUGUUUAUUUUCCUCGCAUCAAUAACGAAAGUACAUUUUAAGGAAAACUAUUUCCUUCUGUUUACAUGUUUAACCUGAGCACUGAGCGUAUUCUCUGUAGACAUUUGGAACUAAUCUGAUUGCUUUUAUGGUAGAAGAGAAUUUAGUAACAACAUGAACCCACGCCAACAACCUGCCAGAUUUAGAGGACGUUAUACAAGGCCCGGCCCACCACGUGGUGGUCGGGGGUUCAAACCCAGAACACCGCAGAGAGAAGAGUACAGUAGCCCUGGCGCGGGAUAUAGCAUGCCCCCUUGUAACCAAAGAGAUUUCUACUACAAUCCUCAAUCCCAACAGACGCCAGUUUAUCAACAAGCCUUCAACUACGGACAGUAUUCAGCAUCGGGACCGUGUCCGCAAGUGGUGCCACCAUAUGUUCAGCCGCACCCUUUCCUCCCUCAACCAAUGAAUCAUUAUCAGCAAAUUACACCACCCCCUUAUUUGCCACCAACAGUAUCAAAUAUACACUCUAGUUACACACAAGAUGUACACGAGGCAAGGAAACCAAUACAAGGAAAUGCAACCAUAUCUGAGAGGGAUCCUGUUGAAUUUUUGUCGGAACUACGACCGCUGACAACUUUUCUUGAGAAAACUACAACUUCGGGUCAUAUAUGUUUCGCUGUUGAAGUUGACGGUCGCGAAUUUAAAGGCUAUGGCUUGACUAAGAUAGGGGCCAAACAAAAUGCAGCAAUUGAUGCCUUAAGACAUACGUUCAAUAUCGUCUGUACAAACACAGUGGACUCGGAUUCUGACAACGAGAGCAUUGCCAGUGAAGUUUCAAACGCAGACAGCAUAGCAAAUCCUAGACAGACCAGAACAAUUCAGAGGUUCUCGGAUGUUCAAGACGAAAUGGAAAAAAACGUAUUCAUCUUUCUUGUCAAAGAAUGUGGUGGCUGCACUAGUACUGCAAUAUUUAAAGAAAAAUUCAAUGGCCUUCGGGAAGAUUUCGAUGAGUGGAUAUUGAAUAGAAAAACCAUAUUGGCUGUUUACAAGAAAGCUGGAAAGGCAACUUACAUUGCCCCUCUCUUUAAAGGUGCCAAGGUUUGCUGUUUUUAUGGAGGUAACAAAUCUUGUAGGAAUCAAACCUGCUGGCAUUUUCAUAUAUGCAAGUUUGAUCUUUUUGGGCGCUGUAAAAAGGGUAUAAAAUGUCGGUUUGAGCAUAAUUUCGAAACAGGAAAUAACAAGGACAUUAAGUUUAGAUUGGGCCUUGAUGAAUUUUCGGAUAGAGAAAUCAAAAUAAUUCUGCAAUGUAGAUAUCCUCAAGUAUGCCCUGCCUCGCAAUGUGAAGCACCAACUCCAUUUGAUUGUCCGUUUCUUCACACUUGUUUCAAUUUUUUAAAAAACAAAUGUAAGGAUUCGAAGUGUGAAAAAGGUCAUACAUUGUCAGAUCGUCACAAUAAGUGGGUUCUAUCUGUUUAUGGAAUGAAAAAAUGGUCAGAAGAAAAACUAAACCCUCUGAUUGGUUUGCGGAAAAUACCUAAUGAUGAUACAAAAAUAGUACAUGUAUCUCCUGAUGAAGAACACGAUCUGGCAUCGGAUUUUGAGUCCUUUUUGGUAGAGAACGAAGCAGAAGGAGAGGAUGACAAAAAUGUGGAUGUUUAUAAUGGUGUAGGUCACAGGUUGAAACUAAAAUGACUAUCUGACUCUAAUAUGACUACUGAAAAGGUAAUUGAAUUACAUAUCAUUCAUUCCUCUUUCCAGACACUCAAUUUAGCUUUCAAUUUCAACGGCACAUGUUCAUGUUGGAAGUGGAAUAAUUGAAAAAUUAAAUCAAAGCGGGAGAGACUUAUUUUCUGUACAUUAACAGAUUUGGACCACUUCACAUUAUCCACUGGUCACUACUGAGACAGAGACUACGUUGAAGCACUAAGGACCAAAUAUAGCACUCAACUGGCUGAAUUGCACAUUUUGUCAUCAUCAACAGAUAUAGACCUCUGCACAUUAACCAUGGCCCACUAUAUAGGAAAAGAGAUAGACUUGUAGCACAAAGGACCAAUCUCAGGAUUAAAAUCAGGAUUAAAGUUUUCAACAUUACGUUAAAAAUAUUUAACCAAUGAACCCACAUUUCUGAGCACAUUUAUACAAAACUUAAAAUAACUAUAUUCACCAGUUAGUGAUGAUAUCAAUAACUUGCAUUAAAGUGAUUUUUCGUUAAAAUGGGCAUUACAUACGUUUAUUUUUCCCAUUGAUAUUUCAUUAAAUUUAAUUCGUUUAGUUAUCAUGGAGUGAAAUUUCGAUAGACUAUUACUGAAAACAUAUUGUAAAAACGUUCAAGAUUACAUUCCUUUAUUUGUUAUUCAUUUGCAAUAUUUUCUAUCACAUUUUAAAUUAAAAAAAGAUUGAUAAAAUUGACUCACUUCAACUGAAGUUUUACUCCAUGUCAUAUGUCACUCAUGCUUAUAGUGAUAGUUACUAUUGUGUACGAUUCUUAUGAUGCAUCAUUAUCGGGAAUUAGUCUUGGGAGUUUCGAUAUUUUUUAUUCACACUACCGGCGGGCGGCAAAAGUUCAAAUAAAAUGCUUUUAUACCAUC
Magallana angulata is the source of this 2593-nucleotide messenger RNA. RefSeq lists its product as uncharacterized. The record is from RefSeq and is a predicted model, not a curated record. The coding region runs from base 177 to 1697 and encodes 506 amino acids. NCBI's taxonomy places the organism in Eukaryota, Metazoa, Mollusca, Bivalvia, Ostreida, Ostreidae. The transcript is spliced from 4 exons. Gene Ontology annotation, molecular function: metal ion binding.